Coregonus sp. 'balchen' is the source of this 14313-nucleotide messenger RNA. Lineage: Eukaryota; Metazoa; Chordata; Actinopteri; Salmoniformes; Salmonidae. The record is from the annotation of a GenBank genome assembly.
AUGUCUGGUAAACGUGUUAGGUGCUGCUGCUUUGAAAGUGGUGUGCCACACCAGAAUGAAAAGUGCUUGGGCAAAUGCUGUCUCGCCACUCGUUUCCAAGGCGGCUCUGCUUAUCAGGUAUAGUUCACUUAUUUUAUAUCAUUCAAAUAUCCAAUUAAUGGUGGCCAAUACUGAGCGAUAUCGUGAGGCUACCCUCACGUAUCUGAAAUUACAUAAUCAAUUGAUGUUUACUGAUCAUGAAAAGCAUGCAGUUACUUGCUGUAUAACUCUGACGAAAGAGCUAAAUGUGCGCAAUUGUUUUGCACGGAAUAAUAGAACAUGUAGUUCUGACUAUGCUCUUCAAGAGGUGCUGAUAUUAAAACAAAUAGUUAUAAUUUAUUUAACAAUCCCUUGAAAACGGCACACAGUUGGUUUUAGCGGAGCUACCCCUCAGCAUCCAAAGAGCACGCUCUGCACCCCAUUGUGGCAUUUUAUUGAUAACUACCUCUACAGUACACCUGUAAAAGGCUCUGGAGGUUUCAGAGAGGAGCCCAUAUUUCAAUGGAACGAAUGGAGUGAACCAACUCGAUGCACCCUGCCUGUUGUAACAGCACAUAUCCAUUCCUCUCCUCCUCUCCUCUCCUCUCCUCUCCUCUCCUCUCCUCUCCUCUCCUCUCCUCUCCUCUCCUCUCCUCUCCUCUCCUCUCCUCUCCUCUCCUCUCCUCUCCUCUCCUCUCCUCUCCUCUCCUCUCCUCUCUCUUGCUCAUCCAUAUAACAGUCUCUUUAUCACCCAGCAGGUUUCCUUGGAUUCUAACUCCUCCAUGAACUCCAACACGCCAUUGGUCAGGAUCGCCCGCCUGUCAUCCAGCGAUGGACCAAUGCUUGCCAACGUCUCCGAGCUGGAGCUGCCCUCAGAUCCCAAAUGGGAAUUCUCUAGGACGAGGUGAGACAGAGGAAUACCUUAACAUACCUUAGACCAGGUGAGACAGAGGAAUACCUUAACAUACCUUAGACCAGGUGAGACAGAGGAAUACCUUAACAUACCUUAGACCAGGUGAGACAGAGGAAUACCUUAACAUACCUUAGACCAGGUGAGACAGAGGAAUACCUUAACAUACCUUAGACCAGGUGAGACAGAGGAAUACCUUAACAUACCUUAGACCAGGUGAGACAGAGGAAUACCUUAACAUACCUUAGACCAGGUGAGACAGAGGAAUACCUUAACAUACCUUAGACCAGGUGAGACAGAGGAAUACCUUAACAUACCUUAGACCAAGUGAGACAGAGGAAUACCUUAACAUACCUUAGACCAGGUGAGACAGAGGAAUACCUUAACAUACCUUAGACCAGGUGAGACAGAGGAAUACCUUAACAUACCUUAGACCAGGUGAGACAGAGGAAUACCUUAACAUACCUUAGACCAGGUGAGACAGAGGGAGACAUCUUGGAGCGAUACUGUUAACAUGAAUACGUAAGCUAACACUGUAGUAUUCACUAUCAGUGCUGUCUGUUAAAAAAAGACAGAGCUGGGUGGCUUCAGGCAUGUUGUUUAAAUGUUGCAGGAAUGACCAGAUAACAUUUUGGAUCAUUUUCUUGGACCUCCCAGAUAAACACAAUGUGUACCUUCAGAUAAUAUUGUCCCAGAUCAGAUUAAAACAUUGAUCUGGUAGUUUUUUAUCCUUUAACGUGUGUCAUUGUUGUUGUUUCAGCAUACAUGGUUGUGGUUGUGUUGCAGGCUAACUGGUUGUGGUUGUGUUGCAGGCUAACUGGUUGUGGUUGUGUUGCAGGCUAACUGGUUGUGGUUGUGUUUCAGACUAACUGGUUGUGGUUGUGUUGCAGGCUAACUGGUUGUGGUUGUGUUUCAGACUAACUGGUUGUGGUUGUGUUGCAGGCUAACUGGUUGUAGUUCUAUUUCAGGCGAACUUUUUGGGAUUGUCUUUCAGACUAACAUUGGGUAAACCUCUGGGAGAAGGCUGCUUCGGUCAGGUGGUGAUGGCGGAGGCCAUCGGGAUCAACAAGGAGAAACCCAACAAACCACUCGACGUUGCUGUGAAGAUGCUGAAAGGUUAGUGUUAGUACAAGACCACUGUUCAUACCUCCCAGUCCAGAAUACUGUUACCUUUCAAACCACCUCCCAGUCCAGAAUAUUGUUACCUUUCAAACCCCCUCCCAGUCCAGAAUACUGUUACCUUUCAAACCCCCUCCCAGUCCAGAAUACUGUUACCUUUCAAACCCCCUCCCAGUCCAGAAUACUGUUACCUUUCAAACCCCCUCCCAGUCCAGAAUAUUGUUACCUUUCAAACCCCCUCCCAGUCCAGAAUACUGUUACCUUUCAAACCCCCUCCCAGUCCAGAAUACUGUUACCUUUCAAACCCCCUCCCAGUCCAGAAUACUGUUACCUAUCAAACUCCCCUCCCAGUCCACAAAACUGUUAACUUUCAAACCCCCCUAUCUUUGACUGUCCAUUCUCCUCUGAGAGUGAGAAUGGCGCCGGAGAAGAUGGCUGCCGUUUUACAGCCCUCUAACCAAUUGUACUAUUAUGUGUGUUUUUUCUCGUUAUUUGUAAUUUAUUCUGUACAUAAUGUUUCUGCCACCGUCUCUUAUGACCAAAAAGAGCUUCUGGAUAUCAGGACAGCGAUUACUCACCUCGUAUUGGACGAAUACUUUUUCUUCAACAAGUCGGACGUGAAGGAUAUUCUACAGACACCUGACAAGGCCCAAAUCCCCGUCAUUCGCAUGAGAAAGAGACAGAGAUAUCGUGGACGUAGGUCGGGGUGCCUUGGAGGAUCCGACGGCGAGCGAGUAAACUGCCUCUCCCAUCAAUCCUAUUAGCCAAUCUUCAAUCAUUAGAAAAUAAAUUGUACGACCUAAGAUUAUGGUUAUCCUACCAACGGGACAUUGAAAACUGUAAUAUCUUAAGUUUCACCGAGUCGUGUCUGAACGACGACAUGGAACAACAUACAGCUAGCGGGCUAUACGCUUCAUCAGCAGGAUAGAACGGCUGACUCUGGUAAGACAAGGGGUGGCGGUCUGUGUAUAUUUGUAAACAACAGCUGGUGCAUAAAAUCAAAUACUAAGGAAGUCUUGAGGUUUUGCUCGCCUGAGGUAGAUUAUCUCAUGAUAAGCUGUAGACCACACGAUUUACCAAGUGAGUUUUCAUCUAUAUUUUUCGUAGCUGUCGAUUUACCACCACAAACAAUGCUGGCACUAAGAUUGCACUCAAUGAACUGUAUAAGGCCAUAAGUAACAGGAAAACGCUCAUCCAGAGGCAGCGCUCCUAGUGGCCGGGGACUUUAAUGUAGGGAAACUUAAAUCCGUUCUACCUCAUUUCUACAAGCAUGUUAAAUGUGCAACCAGAGGAAAAUAAACUCUAGACCACCUUUACUCCACACACAGAGACGCGUACAAACCUCUCCCUCGCCCUCCAUUUGGCAAAUCUGACCAUAACUCUAUCCUCCUAAUUCCUGUUUAUAAGCAAAAACUAAAGCAGGAAGCACCAGUAACUCGGUUAAUAAGGAAGUGGUCAGAUGACGCAAAUGCUAAGCUACAGGACUGUUUUGCUAGCACAGACUGGAAUAUGUUCCGGGAUUCUUCCGAUAGCAUUGAGGAGUACACCACAUCAGUCACUGGCUUCAUCAAUAAGUGCAUUGAUGACGUCGUCCCCACAGUGACCGUACAUACAUACCCCAACCAGAAGCCAUGGAUUACAGGCAACAUCCGCACUGAGCUAAAGGGGAGAGCUGCCACUUUCAAGGAGCGGGACUCUAACCCGGACGCUUAUAAGAAAUCCCGCUAUGCCCUCCGACGAACCAUCAAACAGGCAAAGAGUCAAUACAGGACUAAGACUGAAUCGUACUACACCGGCUCUGAUGCUCGUCGGAUGUGGCAGGGCUUGAAAACUAUUACAGACUACAAAGGGAAGCACAGCCGCGAGCUGCCCAGUGACACAAGCCUACCAGACGAGCUAAAUCACUUCUAUGCUCGCUUCGAGGCAAGCAACACUGAAGCAUGCAUGAGAGCAUCAGCUGUUCCGGAUGACUAUGUGAUCACGCUCUCCGUAGCCGAUGUGAGUAAGACUUUUAAGCAGGUCAACAUUCACAAGGCCGCAGGGCCAGACGGAUUACCAGGACAUGUACUCCAAGCAUGCGCUGACCAACUGGCAAGUGUCUUCAUUGACAUUUUCAACAUGUCGCUGACUGAGACUGUAAUACCAACAAGUUUCAAGCAGACCACCAUAGUCCCUUUGCCCAAGAACACUAAGAUAAUAAUAAUAAUAAUAUGCCAUUUAGCAGACGCUUUUAUCCAAAGCGACUUACAGUCAUGUGUGCAUAGAUUUUUACAUAUGGGUGGUCCCGGGGAUCGAACCCACGACCCUGGCGUUACAAGCGCCAUGCUCUACCAAUUGAGCUACAGAGGGCCACAUUUAGAUAACCUGCCUAAAUGACUACCGACCCGUAGCACUCACGUCUGUAGCCAUGAAGUGCUUUGAAAGGCUGGUCACGGAUCACAUCAACACCAUUAUCCCAGAAACCCUAGACCCACUCCAAUUUGCAUACCGCCCCAACAGAUCCACAGAUGAUGCAAUCUCUAUUGCACUCCACACUGCCCUUUUCCACCUGGACAAGAGGAACACCUAAGGUGGGGAGAACAAAUAUUUGAUACACUGCCAAUUUUGCAGGUUUUCCUAGUUACAAAGCAUGCAGAGGUCUGUAAUUUUUAUCAUAGGUACACUUCAACUGUGAGAGACGGAAUCUAAAACAAAAAUCCAGAAAAUCACAUUGUAUGAUUUUAGUAAUUAAUUUGCAUUUUAUUGCAUGACAUAAGUAUUUGAUCACCUACCAACCAGUAAGAAUUCCGGCUCUCACAGACCUGUUAGUUUUUCUUUAAGAAGCCCUCCUGUUCUCCACUCAUUACCUGUAUUAACUGCUCCUGUUUGAACUCGUUACCUGUAUAAAAGACACCUGUCCACACACUCAAUCAAACAGACUCCAACCUCUCCACAAUGGCCAAGACCAGAGAGCUGUGUAAGGACAUCAGGGAUAAAAUUGUAGACCUGCACAAGGCUGGGAUGGGCUACAGGACAAUAGGCAAGCAGCUUGGUGAGAAGGCAACAACUGUUGGUGCAAUUAUUAGAAAAUGGAAGAAGUUCAAGAUGACGGUCAAUCACCCUCGGUCUGGGGCUCCAUGCAAGAUCUCACCUCGUGGGGCAUCAAUGAUCAUGAGGAAGGUGAGGGAUCAGCCCAGAACUACAUGGCAGGACCUGGUCAAUGACCUGAAGAGUGCUGGGACCACAGUCUCAAAGAAAACCAUUAGUAACACACUACGCCGUCAUGGAUUAAAAUCCUGCAGCGCACGCAAGGUCCCCCUGCUCAAGCCAGAGCAUGUCCAGGCCCGUCUGAAGUUUGCCAAUGACCAUCUGGAUGAUCCAGAGGAGGAAUGGGAGAAGGUCAUGUGGUCUGAUGAGACAAAAAUAGAGCUUUUUGGUCUAAACUCCACUCGCCGUGUUUGGAGGAAUAAGAAGGAUGAGUACAACCCCAAGAACACCAUCCCAACCGUGAAGCAUGGAGGUGGAAACAUCAUUCUUUGGGGAUGCUUUUCUACAAAGGGGACAGGACAACUGCACCGUAUUGAGGGGAGGAUGGAUGGGGCCAUGUAUCGCGAGAUCUUGGCCAACAACCUCCUUCCCUCAGUAAAAGCAUUGAAGAUGGGUCGUGGCUGGGUCUUCCAGCAUGACAACGACCCGAAACACACAGCCAGGGCAACUAAGGAGUGGCUCCGUAAGAAGCAUCUCAAGGUCCUGGAGUGGCCUAGCCCACUCCAGGAUAGACCCAAUAGAAAAUCUUUGGAGGGAGCUGAAAGUCCGUAUUGCCCAGCGACAGCCCCGAAACCUGAAGGAUCUGGAGAAGGUCUGUAUGGAGGAGUGGGCCAAAAUCCCUGCUGCAGUGUGUGCAAACCUGGUCAAGACCUACAGGAAACGUAUGAUCUCUGUAAUUGAAAACAAAGGUUUCUGUACCAAAUAUUAAGUUCUGCUUUUCUGAUGUAUCAAAUACUUAUGUCAUGCAAUAAAAUGUAAAUUAAUUACUUAAAAAUCAUACAAUGGGAUUUUCUGGAUUUUUAUUUUAGAUUCCAUCUCUCACAGUUGAAGUGUACCUUUGAUAAAAAUUACAGACCUCUACAUGCUUUGUAAGUAGGAAAACCUGCAAAAUCGGCAGUGUAUCAAAUACUUGUUCUCCCCUCAGCGUUCAACACCAUAGUGCCUUGAAAGCGCAUCACUAAGCUAAGGACCCUGGGACUAUACACCUCCCUCUGCAACUGGAUCCUGGACUUCCUGACGGGCCGCCUCCAGGUGGAAAGAUUAGGUAACAACACAUCUGCCACGCUGAUCCUCAACACGGGGGCCCCUCAGGGGUGCUUGCUCAGUCCCCUCCUUUACUCCCUGUUCACCCAUGACUGCAUGGCCAGGCACGACUCCAACACCAUCAUUAAGUUUGCUUACGACAUAGCAGUGGUAGGCCUGAUCACUGACAACGAUGAGACAGCCUAUAGGGAGGAGGUCAGAGACCUGGCCGUGUGGUGCCAGGAUAACAACCUCUCCCUCAACGUGAUCAAGACAAAGGAGAUGAUUGUGGACUACAGGAAAGAAAAGAGGACUGAGCACGCCCCCAUUCUCAUCGACAGGGCUGUAGUGGAACAGGUUGAGAGCUUCAAGUUCCUUGGUGUCCACAUCACCUACAAACUAUCAUUGUCCAAACACACAAAGUCAGUCGUGAAGAGGGCACGACAAAGCCUAUUCCCCCUCAGGUGACUGAAAAGAUUUGGCAUGGGUCCUCAGAUCCUCAAAAAGUUAUACAGCUGCACCAUCGAGAGCAUCCUGACUGGUUGCAUCACUGCAUGGUAUGGCAACUGCUUGGCCUCCGACCGCAAGGCACUACAGAGGGUAGUGAGUACGGCCCAGUACUCCAGCCACCCUAGUUCUCUCUGCUACGUCUAGGUCCAAAAGGCUUCUUAACAGCUUCUACCCCCAAGCCAUAACUCCUGAACAGCUAAUCAUGGCUACCUGGACUAUAUGCAUUGCCCCCCCCCCCACCCCACCCCAACCCAAACCCCUCUUUGACUCUUUUACUCUAUUAUUCAUGUAUAAUCACUUUAACGCUCACCCACAUGUACAUAUUACCUCAAUUACUUCGACUAACCGGUGCCCCCGCACAUUGACUCUGUACCGGUACCCCCUGUAUAUAGCCUCCAUACUGUUAUUUUAUAUUACUUAAAUUAUUUGCUAUUUUUUAUUUUUUACUUAUCUAUUUUUUACUUAACAAUUCUUUGUCUUUUCUUAAAAACUGCAUUGUUGGUUAAGGGGUUGUAAGUAAGCAUUUCACUGAAAGGUCUACACCUGUUGUAUUCGGCGCAUGUGGCAAAUAAAAUUUGAUUUGAUUUGAGUAUCUCUGACUGUCCAUUCUCCUCUGAGAGUGACUGACUAUCUCUGACUGUCCAUUCUCCUCUGAGAGUGACUGACUAUCUCUGACUGUCCAUUCUCCUCUGAGAGUGACUGACUAUCUCUGACUGUCCAUUCUCCUCUGAGAGUGACUGACUAUCUCUGACUGUCCAUUCUCCUCUGAGAGUGACUGACUAUCUCUGACUGUCCAUUCUCCUCUGAGAGUGACUGACUAUCUCUGACUGUCCAUUCUCCUCUGAGAGUGACUGACUAUCUCUGACUGUCCAUUCUCCUCUGAGAGUGACUGGGCUAUCUCUGACUGUCCAUUCUCCUCUGAGAGUGACUGACUAUCUCUGAUGUCCGUUCUCCUCUGAGAGUGACUGACUAUCUCUGACUGUCCCAUUCUCCUCUGAGAGGGGACUGACUAUCUCUGACUGUCCCAUUCUCCUCUGAGAGGGGACUAGACUAUCUCUGACUGUCCAUUUCCUCUGAGAGUGACUGACUAUCUCUGACUGUCCGUUCUCCUCUGAGAGUGACUGACUAUCUCUGACUGUCCAUUCUCCUCUGAGAGUGACUGACUAUCUCUGAUGUCCAUUCUCCUCUGAGAGUGACUGACUUAUCUCUGACUGUCCAUUCUCCUCUGAGAGUGACUGAAUCUCUGACUGUCCAUUCUCCUCUGAGAGUGACUGAGUAUCUCUGACUGUCCGUUCUCCUCUGACAGUGAACUGACUAUCUUGACUGUCCAUUCUCCUCUGAGAGUGACUGACUAUCUCUGACUGUCCCAUUCUCCUCUGAGAGUGGGCUGGACUAUCUCUGACUGUCCAUUCUCCUCUGAGAGUGACUGACUAUCUCUGACUGUCCAUUCUCCUCUGAGAGUGACUGACUAUCUCUGACUGUCCGUUCUCCUCUGAGAGUGACUGACUAUCUCUGACUGUCCGUUCUCCUCUGACAGUGACUGACUAUCUCUGACUGUCCGUUCUCCUCUGAGAGUGACUGACUAUCUCUGACUGUCCAUUUCUCCUCUGAGAGUGACUGACUAUCUUGACUGUCCGUUCUCCUCUGAGAGUGACUGAUAUCUCUGACUGUCCGUUCUCCUCUGACAGUGACUGACUAUCUCUGAUGUCCGUUCUCCUCUGAGAGUGACUGACUAUCUCUGACUGUCCAUUCUCCUUGAGAGUGACUGACUAUCUCUGACUGUCCAUUCUCCUAUGAGAGUGACUGACUAUCUCUGACUGUCCAUUCUCCUCUGAGAGUGACUGACUAUCUCUGACUGUCCAUUCUCCUCUGAGAUAGUAUCCUCUCACUAUCUCCUCUGUAAAUACAUUUAGGAAAUGUCAAUCUGACCUUGAAUCUAAUGUUUACUUCUCUCUCUAUCUCUUCUACUCUCCUCCUCCUCUCGGCUCUCUCUCUCUCUCUCUCUCUCUCCCUCGUCUCUCACUAGCAUAUCCCGCUCGCUCUCUCUCUAUCUCUCGCUCUCAGCUACGCUCUCUACUCUCUCUCUCUCUCUUCUCGCUCUCUCUCUCUCUCUCCGUUCUCUUCUUCCUCACCUCUCUCCAUCAGACGACGCUACAGAUAAGGACCUGUCAGACCUGGUCUCAGAGAUGGAGAUGAUGAAGAUGAUUGGAAAACACAAAAACAUCCUCAACCUGCUGGGAGCAUGUACACAGGAUGGUAAGUUACAACACGUAGAAGGUAUACCACUACUACUAUACUACUACUAUACUAUACCACUACUCAUUUACUAACCAUCAAUACACAACUCAUCAGAACCUCUCACUAGAAUCCAUACAAAGAGGGAAUUAUACCUUUACAGAGAGAGAGAGAGAGAGAGAGAGGAGAGAGAGAGGAGAGGGAGAGGAGAGGAGAGAGAGGAGGAGAGAGGAGAGGAGGAGAGAGAGGGAGAGAGAGAGGAGGGAGGAGGAGGAGAGAGAGAGAGAUUUACUGAAUGACUAUGUACCCUCCCAGAUCCCCUGUAUGUGCUGGUAGAGUAUGCUUCUAAAAGGAACCUGAGGAUUGGGGUUAGAGUUAACAGGGUUAGGGUUAAUAUGGUUAACAGUAUAUACACUCACCGGCCAGUUUAUUAGGUACACCCAUCUAAACUCAGCAAUAAUAGAAACGUCCCUUUUUCAGGACCCUGUCUUUCAAAGAUAAUUUGUAAAAAUCAAAAUAACUUCACAGAUCUUCAUUCUAAAGGGUUUAAACACUGUUUCCAAUGCUUGUUCAAUGAACCAUAAACAAUUAAUGAACAUGCACCUGUGGAACUGUCGUUAAGACACUAACAGCUUACAGACGGUAGGCAAUUAAGGUCACAGUUAUGAAAACUUAGGACACUAAAGAGGCCUUUCUACUGACUCUGAAAACACCAGGCUGAGAGAGGCUGGACUGAGGGCUUGUAGGCCUCACCAUACAUCACCGGCAACAACUAUGGGCACAAACCCACCGUCGCUGGACCAGACAGGACUGGCAAAAAGUGCUCUUCACUGACGAGUCGCGGUUUUCUCUCACCAUGGGGUGAUGGUCGGAUUCGCGUUUAUCGUCGAAGGAAUGAACGUUACACCGAGGCCUGUACUCUGGAGCGGGAUCGAUUUGGAGGUGGAGGGUCCGUCAUGGUCUGGGGCGGUGUGUCACAGCAUCAUCAGACUGAGCUUGUUGUCAUUUCAGGCAAUCUCAACGCUGUGCGUUACAGGGAAGACAUCCUCCUCCCUCAUGUGGUACCCUUCCUGCAGGCUCAUCCUGACAUGACCCACCAGCAUGACAAUGCCACCAGCCAUACUGCUCAUUCUGUGCGUGAUUUCCUGCAAGACAGGAAUGUCAGUGUUCUGCCAUGGCCAGCGAAGAGUCCGGAUCUCAAUCCCAAGAGGGUGAGGGCUAGGGCCAUUCCCCACAGAAAUGUCUGGGAACUUGCAGGUGCCUUGGUGGAAGAGUGGGAUAACAUCUCACAGCAUGAACUGGCAAAUCUGGUGCAGUCCAUGAGGAGGAGAUGCACUGCAGUACUUAAUGCAGCUGGUGGCCACACCAGAUACUGACUGUUACUUUUGAUUUUGACCCACCCCCCUUUGUUCAGGGACACAUUAUUCAAUUUCUGUUAGUCACAUGUCUGUGGAACCUGUUCAGUUUAUGUCUCAGUUGUUGAAUCUUGUUAUGUUCAUACAAAUAUUUACACAUGUUAAGUUUGCUGAAAAUAAACGCAGUUGACAGUGAGAGGACGUUUCUUUUUUUGCUGAGUUUAGUACCGGGUCGGACCCCUUUUGCCUCCAGAACAGCCUGAAUUCUUCGGGGAAAUGAUUCUACAAGGUGUCAGAAACGUUUGUUGCUCAAUUGGUAUCAAUGGACCUAACGUGUGCAUUCCCCACACCAGUACACCACCGCCACCAGCCUGUACCGUUGACACCAGGCAGGAUGGGACCAUGGACUUCACCAAUCGAUCAGCUUUAAUAUUGUGGCUUCCAUCAAUGUAAUUGUCUGCAUCAAUUCCAAUCCCCCAUAUAUUUUGGGGGUAAAUAUAUAAAAUAUAUACAGUACCAGUCAAAAGUUUUAGAACACCUACUUAUUCUUAUUGUAGAAUUCUUAUUCUACAUUGUAGAGAAUUCUUAUUCUACAUUGUAGAAUAAUAGUGAAUACAUCAAAACUAUGAAAUAACACAUAUGGAGUCCAACAAAGUGUUAAACAAAUCAAAAUAUAUUUUAGAUUUUAGAUUCUUCAAAGUAGCCACCCUUUGCCUUGAUGACAGCUUUGCACACUCUUGGCAUUCUCUCAACCAGCUUCAUGAGGAAUGCUUUUCCAACAGUCUUGAAGUUUCCAACUAUGCUGAGCACUUGUUGGCUGCUUUCCCUUCACUCUGCGGUCCAACUCAUCCCAAACCAUCUCAAUUGGGUUGAGGUCGGGUGAUUGUGGAGGCCAGGUCAUCUGAUGCAGCACUCUAUCACUCUCCUUCUUGGUCAAAUAGCCCUUACACAGCCUGGAGGUGUGUUUUGGGUCAUUGUCCUGUUGAAAAACAAAUGACAGUCCCACUAAGCGCAAACCAGAUGGGAUGGCUUAUCGCUGCAGAAUGACAAAGCGAAAACAAGUUUUUCGAAAUGUUUGCUCACAUAAAAAAUACCUUCUAUACAUCACUAUUCAGACCCUUUGUUAUAAGACUCAAAAUUGAGCUCAGGUGUAUCCUGUUUCCAUUGAUCAUCCUUAAGAUGUGUCUCCUCCUUGAUUGGGGUCCACCUGUGGUAAAUUAUAUUGAUUGGACAUGAUUUGGAAAGGCACACACCUGUCUAUAUAAGAUGGGGCGGCAGGUAGCUUAGUGGUUAAGAGCGUUGUGCCAGUAACCGAAAGAUCGCUGGUUCUAAUCCCCGAGCUGACUAGGUGAAAAACCUGUCGAUGUGCCCUUGAGCAAGGCACUUAACACUAAUUGCUCCUGUAAGUCGCUCUGGAUAAGAGCGUCUGCUAAAUGACCAAUUUAUUUAUCCCACAGUUGACAGUGAAUGUCAGAGCAAAAACCAAGCCAUGAGGUCGAAGGAAUUGUCCGUAGAGCUCCGAGACAGGAUUGUGUCGAGGCACAGAUCUGGGGAAGGGUACCAAAACAUUUCUGCAGAAUUGAAGGUCCCUAAGAACACAGUGGCCUCCACCAUCCUUAAAUGGAAGAAGUUGGGAACCACCAUGACUUUUCCAAACUGAGCAAUCGGGGGAGAAGGGCCUUGGUCAGGGAAGUGACCAAGAACCCAGUGGGUUCUAGAGCUCCAGAGUUCCUCUGUGGAGAUAGGAGAACCUUCCAGAAGGACAACCAUCUCUGCAGCACUCCACCAAUCAGGCCUAUAUGGUAGAGUGGCCAGACGGAAGCCACUCCCCAGUAAAAGGCACAUGACAGCCCGCUUGGAGUUUGCCAAAAUGCACCUAAAGACUCUCAGACCAUGAGAAACAAGAUUGUCUGGUCUGAUGAAACCAAGAUUGAACUCUUUGGCCUGAAUGCCAAGUGUCACGUCUGGAGGAAACCUGGCACCAUCCCUACCGCGAAGCAUGGUGGUGGCAGCAUCAUGCUGUGGGGAUGUUUUUCAGUGGCAGGGACUGGGAGACUAGUCAGGAUCGAGGGAAAGAUGAACGGAGCAAAGUACAGGGAGAUCCUUGAUGAAAACCUGCUCCAGAGCACUCAAGACCUCAGACUGGGGCGAAGGUUCGCCUUCCAACAGGACAACGACCCUAAGCACACAGCCAAGACAACGCAGGAGUGGCUUUGGGACAAGCCUCUGAAUGUCCUUGAGUGGCCCAGCCAGAGCCCAGACAUGAACCCGAUCGAACAUCUCUGGAGAAACCUGAAAAUAGCUGUGCAGCAACACUCCCCAAUCAACCUGACAGAGCUUGAGAGGAUCUGCAGAGAAGAAUGGGAGAAACUCCCCAAAUACAGGUGUGCCAAGCUUGUAGUGUCAUACCCAAGAAGAAUCGAUGCUGUAAUCACUGCCAAAGGUGCUUCAACAAAGUACUGAGUAAAGGGUCUGAAUACUUAUGUAAAUGUAUUAUUUUUAUAAAUUUGCAAAAUAUUCUAAAAACCUGUUUUUGCUUUGUCAUUAUGGGGUAUUGUGUGUAGAUUGAUGAGGGGGGGAAACAAUUUAAUAAAUUUUAGAAUAAGGCUGUAACAAAAUGUGGAAAAAGUCAAGGGGUCUGAAUAUUUUCCGAAGGCACUCUAUAUGAGGAAUUUGGAAGUAUAUUUUAGCAAUUACAUUUACUUUUGAUACUUAAGUAUAUUUAAAAUACCAAAUACUUUUAGACAUUUACUCAAGUAGUAUUUUACUGGGUGACUUUCAUUUUACUUGAGUCAUUUUCUAUUAAGGUAUCAUUUACUUUUACUCAAGUAUGAUAAUUGAGUACUUUUUCCACCACUGCCUGUCAGCAACGGGUGUGGCUGAAAUAGCCGAAUCCACUAAUUUGAAGGGGUGUCCACAUACUUUUGUAUAUAUAGUGUAUCUAUAUUAUAUAUUCCCCAGGUCCCCUGUACGUGCUGGUGGAGUAUGCGUCUAAAGGGAACCUGAGGGAGUACCUGAGAGCCCGUCGGCCCCCGGGGAUGGACUACUCCUUCGACACCUGUAAGAUCCCUGACGAGCAGCUCACCUUUAAAGACCUGGUGUCCUGUGCCUACCAGGUGGCACGAGGCAUGGAGUACCUGGCCUCACAGAAGGUGGGUGGCAUACUGGUCAUGGUAGGGUUGCAAAAAUCUUUACUUUCUCCAAAUUCCUGGGUUUUCCAGAAAUCCUGGUAGGACUAUUCCAGAAUUCCUGCUUAUUCCAUCCUGAUUCCAUGAAUCUUCAAACCGGGAUUUCUGGAAAAACUUGGAAUUUUGGAAAAGUUUGUGGAAUUUUGCACCCUAGUUGCAUUCCAUCAUUGGUUACUCUGAGAGUACCUCAUUUUGACAUUGGCUCCGGCCUCAGGCCCUAUGGUGCUAACCUUGGAAAAGUAAUUCCAAUUUCUUCUCCUUCCUCUAUUACUGAUAGGGAUAGAUCAAAUGUGACUCAUUUCAAGAAACUAGGCGUAUGUCGCGCGUCACUACUUCACAGGAGUGCCAUUUGAACUUAACUUUUUUGGCAGAAAUGCCUUCUGGAACAUGUGAACUUUCAUGUGCCUUAAUAACAAACUUGUAUGCCAUCUGUAAAUACGAAUAAAAUGGUUAGAUUACGAGCCUAGUUGGUUUAGCCAUGGAAAAAGACAGCAACCUUCCCGCUAGCCAUGAUUGGCUGAGAUAUUGAGUGGGCUGGACAUGCCAAGAGAUGAGUUCGGAUUGCACUGCCAUGUAGCGCGCUUCUGUCUAUAAUAUGAGCUGGUCAGUAUGUGUUGGUAAUCCUUUCUAACGUAGCUUCUUUGAAAGAUAUCACGUAGUAGAACUGCAUAAGUGUUGCUCUCCACUUUCCUGGAAGACCAAGUUUUGA